Molecule: messenger RNA, 303 nt
Organism: Colletotrichum costaricense
Lineage: Eukaryota; Fungi; Ascomycota; Sordariomycetes; Glomerellales; Glomerellaceae
Exons: 2
Coding region: 1-303 (100 amino acids)
Source: RefSeq, a predicted model, not a curated record
AUGAGACACUUCACCAUUCUUAUUCUCGGCAUCCUCCCCGUAGGGUUCGCUCUGCCCGCUGAAAGAGGGGGGGAGUACCCAGACAUAGUCGCAAGGGCGGCCAUUUGCAAAAACUUUUAUUUGUCGAAGCUAGACGGUUCUGGUAACGGCCCAUGGACUUGCUGUUGCGCCAAGAGCCAGUGCACCGUCAGCUGGGGGACUACCUCUACGGCCGAUCUGAAUGGGAAUCUUGGAGGCGACUGGUCAAAAAUCGACUCCAAGUACCAGAUGUUUGUGGCUGCUGGGAGUCGUUGUGACCAUUAG